This is a messenger RNA of Dendronephthya gigantea, 1712 nucleotides long. Its product is annotated as polycomb complex protein BMI-1-like. The transcript has 11 exons. Gene Ontology annotation, molecular function: promoter-specific chromatin binding. Gene Ontology annotation, biological process: negative regulation of transcription by RNA polymerase II. The coding region runs from base 204 to 974 and encodes 256 amino acids. Gene Ontology annotation, cellular component: PRC1 complex. The record is from RefSeq and is a predicted model, not a curated record. NCBI's taxonomy places the organism in Eukaryota, Metazoa, Cnidaria, Anthozoa, Malacalcyonacea, Nephtheidae.
GCCGAAAGUCUGAAACACAAGUCAAACAUAUAUGUUGGUAUAAAGAAGUGAAAGAGACAAAGAUUGAAAGAAGGAUAAUUUAGAAAACAUGCAGCCAAAUACCUCUGAAAUCUAAAUAGGUGAUGGAUUACUGACAAUCUCAAUAAUUCCAAGAAUUAACGUUCUUUCAAGCGGCUGCAGAAAGAAAAUGUGGUGAUUCAGUGAUGUUACCCACACUAAAAUUAUCCGAAAUGAACGAAAACCUCACAUGUCCAUUGUGCAAGGGAUAUCUCAUUGAUGCUUGCACCAUCGUAGAAUGUCUUCAUUCAUUCUGUAAAAGUUGCAUUGUACGUUUCCUGGACACUUCAUAUAACUGUCCUGUAUGUCAUACAGAAGUACACAAGACAAAACCCUUGGUCAACGUUAGACCAGAUCCAACGUUGCAAGAUAUCGUGUAUAAAAUGGUUCCUAAUCUAUACGACAAUGAACGCCUGAAUCGAAAAUCAUUUCAAGCAAGUCUCGCUGAGGGUGAAGAAGGUAGGAAUGUAGAUGGCGUUGCAAACAUAGCGGACAAUUCAGACGCGGUAUACGUGACCUUAGAUCAUCAUCAGCGAAACGUGUUAAAAGUGAAUCAAAAAAAGGUUCUUCCAACUCGUUAUUUAAGAUGUUCCAAGCAUGUUCCCAUCAGAGUACUCAAGAAACUUAUUCAAAUGAAAUUUCAAGUGAAGAAAACAUACAGUGUUGAAAUAUCGCGUUGUGAUGAAGUUUUAAGUGAAAACUUAAGCCUGCAAGAAAUCUCGCGCAUUUAUGGCCUUCAUGGAAAGACUGGACCAAUCGAUUUAAAAUUUGACGUUAUUUCGCAACAAAAUCCAGACGUGCACAUAUCGGAUAUUAAUACUCAGACAAACACAGAAUUACGUCCUGUCAUACCAGAAUCAAUGACAGUUGGGAAAUCUAACGGACAAAACUAUGCUUCAACUUCACGCAUAUCUUGAGCUGUUCCAUGUCAGGUUUUUUAUUGGACUACGACUGUAUGCAAUGGCCAAUAGUAUAGGUCAUCACAUUAUGGGGCAUGGAAAAAUGAGAGGAUACGGUCCAAUACAAAAAUUUAUACCAAAUUUUUCAGGCCUUUGCACAACCAUAACUAUGCCAGAAAUCUUUGCAAAUAUGUUAAUGACGAGUUUUUAGAAGCAUGGUGAUUGCAAAGCGUCGUUCGCUCUGGUCAUUCUGGUCGCGAUAAUCUUUUGCCAGAAUUUCUACAUAAAUGUAAAUGUUUUUCCCUUUUUGUAUAUUUGUAUCAUCAAUGGGUUGGUAAUCAUGAUAUAAGUGUACAUUGAAGUGCCAAAAUAUACACUUGUUUUGAAUACCAUUUUCUAUUUUAUUGCAUGUUCUUUUUCUAGCAUUGCUGCUUUUUCGAUAAUUGCAUAUUUUCUUUUUAACCUGAUUAACGCGGUAAACGCAAUUUUUAAAUAUUCGAAUAGUAAUAAUUCAGUAAGAAUUCGAACAGUAAGAACGUUCUUGUUCUUGACUUAUAUAUCGAGUAACAUACAUACCCAUGCAUUGCCAAAUUACAAGUUAACCCUCAAAAGCAUGCCUUUUGUUUUGUUACCGGAAUCAUACCACCAAAAAGCCUUGUAUAUAAAAAGACGGACCCGUCUUAGAAUACAGUAAAUAAUACUUAUUUUAAAGAAACGAUAAAUAGAAAAAAGCAAUAAUUUCAUAUUGUAUUAAAA